Neopelma chrysocephalum (saffron-crested tyrant-manakin) is the source of this 3134-nucleotide messenger RNA. RefSeq names its product leucine-rich repeat-containing protein 37A-like. The transcript has 13 exons. Lineage: Eukaryota; Metazoa; Chordata; Aves; Passeriformes; Pipridae. The coding region runs from base 17 to 2434 and encodes 805 amino acids. The record is from RefSeq and is a predicted model, not a curated record. Gene Ontology annotation, molecular function: protein binding.
GCCAUCGUGGUUCACCAUGGCACCUCUUGCAUGCUCCAUGUGCUCCUUGAUCCUGCUGCCAUUGCUGCUGGCAGUGGCUCCGUGCCCGGCUCAGGCUGGGAAGCCCUUUGGACACCCCUGCAGCUCCCCAUGGCAGGGGCUGCUGGACUGUCGCCACGCCGGGCUGGCCACUGUGCCCCCGGCCACCAGCACACAGCCCCUGGACAUGCUGGAUUUCACUGGCAACUCUAUUUCGACCUUGGGACCGCAAACAUGGGAGGAAUACCAGUGGACUGAGACCUUGAUCCUCAAGGACAACGAGCUGCAGGCAGUGAAGAGCCAUUCCCUGGAAGGGCUGUUCCUGCUGAAGCACCUGGAUUUGUCUGGCAAUAACAUCAAGUCCAUUGAGGAACGUGCCUUUGAGCCACUGCCUUUUCUGGAACAUCUAAACCUGUCUGGGAAUCAGCUCACCCAGAUCCCCAGUGGUGCUUUCGAGGCCUGGCAUGGGAUGCAGUUUCUGCAGGAGCUGAUCCUGAGCCAUAACCCCCUGACCCUUAUUGCUGACACAGCGUUCUUCAAGCUGCCUUCGGUCAGCUAUCUGGACCUGAGUGCAACGCAAGUGUCUGCACAGACGCUGCUCCUGCUCCUGCAGACAGCGUCCCACCUGGAGACACUCAAAGUGCCCCGUGCCGUGUCCUGCUGCCUCUGCAAGGAACGUGGCACCGUCGAGACCCCGUGCAGGACCAUCCAGUUCCUCUGCGAGAACCUGUGCGGCACCAGCACUGCCCAGUGUGGUUCUCUGGCCCAGAAACGCACAGAAAUAAUGGCAGCAGCACAGUCUGGACAACUCAGAAGCAGCUCGGUGCUGUACGUCAAACCCAAGGGCAUUCCCCCAGCACACCACGGAUCCAUAACACUUGCAGUUGCUCGGGAGCAGGCCAGCACCAAGAGUGACCUCGGCAGCCAGGGAGAUUCCCGAGCAGACUCGUAUUCCUCCCAGCACCUCUCCAGCCAGGGAAGGGAAGCCAUCGACGAGCUGCUGGUGAAGCUGCACAACAUUCAGAACAGGGGCUGGACCGGGGAUGUGGACAGCGAACCCAAUUUUCUGGCAGAGCAGCUGGCAGCUGGUCUCCAGAGCCAGCAGCCCCAUGCCCAAAGCACCCUGGCUGUGGCAAACAUUGUCCCACGGCAGCCAGCGCCCGCCAGGCGCAACGUGCAGAAGUUCCCAGCAGUGGAGGGAAAGCAAACCACAGGCUGGGAGCAAAAGCAGCUCGAGUCAGGCUUGAACUGGCCAAUCUUAAGCCGCUGGGAUGUAGCUGGUGGGUCAAACCCCCUGGGUGACAGCUUUGCCUUCGGACAUCACAGUGCAAAGGAAUCAGCAGCUCCCCAAAGGAGCUCUGUCCGGACGUACCAGCGCAGGCAGAGGGACACCGGGUAUCAGCUGCCACACAACCCCCUUUUCUACGAGGUGUCUGGCGACGUGGCGGGAGAGGAAGAGCCCACACCAGGAGAAAGCGAAGGUCUAGACAGAAAGCCAGAGAAUCUCUUGGACCUGUGGCUCAAGAGCCACCCUGAGGACAGCGCUGAAGAAGAGCGUUCCUCUCUCGGGGAAUCCGGGAAGCCAGCGGAGGCAAGGUCCGGGCUUGCCAAGGAGGCAGGAGGCUCCCAGAGCCCCGGCCGUGCUCCAGCUCCAGCAGAGCUCCCAGAGGCCGGGGUUGAGCAUCCCCUGGGCUCGCAGGUGCCGGACGAGGCCCUGCGGACGUUCAUCGCCCGCGUGACAGGAGCCCUGAGCGCCGAGUGCAGCCGGCCCGACCUGCAGCUGCCCUGUGCCAGGAUGGUCUCCAGGGCUGGGCUGCUGGCAAAGAGGCUCAGCCCGAGGCAGGACAGCCAGGAAAUCUCUGCUCUCACACGGCAGUGUCUGCGCCUGGCCUUGGAGAUGGGCAAGGAGUCCGCAGGAAAGCAGAAUGCAGGGCUCAACCACUCCGCAACCAUAGUCACCAGGCUAUUGGUGUUUGUUGUCAUCAUGAUCUUCGCCAUCAUCUUCGUCCUCAUCAUGAUCAUGUUAUAUUUAGUCCAAACUCACUGCUGGGAAAGUCCUGAGGAUGUUUGGGAGGACACUGUGAAAUCCCCUCUGAGCAGAUUCCUUGAGAAGCUGCGAUGCGGAGAACUCAGGGACAUGCUCAGCUGUGCGUUUGGCGGAGAGGGCGAAGAGCGGGCGAGGAACGUGCGCCAGGGCCGCCCCUCUGCCUGCUGUCCCUUAGCUCUCCAGAGCGUUCCCGACGCCGGUGGUCCCACACAGGGCCCCGGUGAAUUCCAAAAGUUUGAGGAGAAGGUGAUGCUCCUCAUGGAGGAGGACGCCCGGGCGCUCCGGCUGUACGACUGGCACAGGCAGAGACGGGACGAUGCAGAAGCCGAAGCGGCGUCGGAGAAUACGUUAGCAGGAAUGCUCAAUUAAAACAAAAGGAUGGCUGUGGAGGAAUACACCCAGAGUACUAUAAUAACCAUUUCAUAAUUCCAAAUGGGUACAUAAUUUGUGGCAUGAGCAGGGCCUGUUUAAAACCCUGCCUGAGGCGAAGGUUCAUUUCCAAGUGCACUGUUUACAGAGCUCCUUGUAAGCCCUGGAGAUGGCACCAGCUGCUCCCCCCUCAGCCUGUGUUUGCUCGUCAUGAUUAGAUGUGGCAGGAUGGUUUUUCCAACCAGAUCAGUCACCUGGUGUUUCUGAAACAUCCCCCUGUGCUGGCCAGACCUCCCUGCUGAAAACAGCUCAGGAGCUGAGCAGCUCGUCCAAAAAAGGGAGUUCCUCCUGCACAGAUGACCUCUUGGCUUUGCUCCACAUCAGCACUAAAAUGAAAUCCAAACCACAUCUUACCGGGUGACCAAAGGCUCAGAGUUAAAAAUUGCGACUCAUAUAUUUUUAAGCGCAUUAAUAACGCUACAUUUACCCUUCUGGAUUCAGACAAGUUGCCUUUUUUUCCUCCCUGGCUUGGCAAUGAACUGUUCAAGAUGUGUCUUUUCUCCACACGGAGGAACAACGUAGACGAGAUGAACCGAGAGGGAAAAUUCAGCCUAAAAAAAUGUGGAUGAUUCUAGGAGCUGUUCAGCCAGUGAGAUAUCCUAAAUAUCUUGGUUUGUUGCACAGAGAGGGCUGUCCACAA